CAGCCGCGUCAGUAUAAAGGCAGGCCAUUGUUGAAGGGGCCCAUUGUUUCUUUCAGCACGCAGGCAAACACCACAGCUCCAACAAUGAACGCCAAGUGGGAUAAGCCGAAGUCGAAGAUCACAGCUUCUCGCAAGCUCUCCUUAAAAAUGCUUCUCCUGACGAGAGCCUGCGAGGAUCUGGAGCGUGAGCGUCAGGAGAGGGAGGAGGAGAAAGGACGCUAUCUGGAGGAGAAGCUGCCUCCUUUGCGCAUGUCUGGGCUGUCGAUGAACGAGCUGCAGGACCUGUGCAAGCAGCUUCACUCCAAGAUAGACGUGGUAGACGAGGAGAGAUACAACUUUGAAUCCAAAGUCAGCAAACACAACAUAGACAUCCGAGAGCUGAAGCUGAAGGUGCAGGACCUGGGGGGCAAGUUCAAAAAACCCGCCCUGAGGAAGGUGAGGGUGUCGGCCGACGAAAUGAUGAGGGCCCUGCUGGGCUCCAAGCACAAGGGCUCCAUGGACCUCCGUGCCAAUCUCAAGUCCGUGAAGAAGGAGGACGUGAAGCAGGACAAGGUGCUCACAAGCGAGGUGGGUGACUGGCGUAAGAACGUGGAGGCCAUGUCGGGCAUGGAAGGACGCAAGAAGAUGUUUGACACAGGUGGAGCCGCACAGUGAGGGGCGGAGGGGGUCCCGGUUUGAUAAUUGUCAACAUCAUUGGUUUUAUUCCACGCGCUUAAAAUUGAAUUAAAAACUUCCCCCCUUUUUGUUAAAGAAGAAAUAAAUAUCUGCUUUUCCUCGUUUUUGUAC
This is a messenger RNA of Nerophis lumbriciformis (worm pipefish), 786 nucleotides long. RefSeq names its product troponin I, skeletal, slow d (gene tnni1d). The record is from RefSeq and is a predicted model, not a curated record. Gene Ontology annotation, cellular component: troponin complex. Lineage: Eukaryota; Metazoa; Chordata; Actinopteri; Syngnathiformes; Syngnathidae. Gene Ontology annotation, biological process: cardiac muscle contraction; skeletal muscle contraction.